Naegleria fowleri is the source of this 792-nucleotide messenger RNA. RefSeq lists its product as uncharacterized. The transcript is spliced from 3 exons. NCBI's taxonomy places the organism in Eukaryota, Heterolobosea, Eutetramitea, Acrasida, Naegleriidae. Gene Ontology annotation, cellular component: nucleus; DNA replication factor C complex. Gene Ontology annotation, molecular function: DNA clamp loader activity; ATP hydrolysis activity; ATP binding. The coding region runs from base 1 to 792 and encodes 263 amino acids. The record is from RefSeq and is a predicted model, not a curated record. Gene Ontology annotation, biological process: DNA repair; DNA-templated DNA replication.
AUGUCUCAACAACUUUGGACUGAAAAAUACCGACCAAAAACUGUGGAUGAUGUCGUUCAUCAAGAAGAAGUUGUAAAUGCUCUCAAGCAUAGUUUGCAAGAGGGAAAUUUACCCCAUUUACUAUUUUAUGGACCUCCUGGUAACGGAAAGACAAGUACAGCAACUGCAAUUGCAAAACAAUUAUUUGGACCUGAACUAUAUAAAAGUAGAGUGUUAGAAUUAAACGCGAGUGAUGAGAGAGGAAUUAAUGUCAUUAGAACAAAAGUGAAACAAUUUGCUCAAACUGCAGUGAGUGAAAAUCCACCAUCGAAAGGCAAAUAUCCUUGCCCACCAUUUAAAAUUAUUAUUUUAGAUGAGGCUGAUUCAAUGACUGUAGAUGCACAAUCUGCAUUGCGUAGAACUAUGGAGACCUAUUCCAGUGUCACAAGGUUUAUCUUAAUCUGCAAUUAUGUGAGCAGAAUUAUUGAUCCCAUUACAUCGAGAUGUGCUAAAUUCAGGUUUAAACCAUUGGAUAACACAUUACUGAAAGAAAGAUUGCAAAUGAUUGCUGACAAGGAAGGUAUUUCACUUCAAGAUACAGCUGUUUUGGAUAGAAUUGUUUCUCAUAGCGAAGGAGAUUUGCGAAAAGCGAUCACAACCUUACAAAGUGCUUCUAGAAUGUUUGGAUUUUCUAUUGCUGAAAAACAUAUUGUGGAAAUUUCUGGAACAGUUCCACAAGAGCUUAUUGUAAAUAUUCUCAAAUUAUCGAAGGAGCAAGAUAUUAAUGUAAUCAAAAAGAGGUGGAAAAAGUGA